UGCCAGGAACGAGAGGGUUAAAACGGGGAGGCUGACGUAUCGAGCACAGUGAGUGGAUAACUGGGUUGCAACAUCAAUAACAAUCGGUAUAACACCGCUGUUGCAUUAAAUACAGGAAUCCUCCAAGGCUUAUUGACUGCGAUUGGUAUGCGUUUUCACAUCACUAGUAGAACACUGCAAAGAGGAAAUUCUGACUCAUUUUCGUGGGUUCGUUAUCUGUGACGAGGGCGUUACAGGAAAGAUGCCGUGUCCAUCGCGUCUGCCGAGUCGGUAUGCUGUGAAGCUGGUUGUGAAUACCGGGACUCGAGCCAUGCUUCCCGGGGUCGGCGUGUUUGGCACCAGCUUGACCACGCGGGUGAUUAUCCCUCUUCUGAAGAACGAAGGAUUCGCCGUUAAGGCUCUAUGGGGACGGACUCAGGAGGAAGCCGAGGAGCUGGCCAAAGAAAUGAACGUACCGUUUUAUACCAAUAGAAUCGACGACGUUUUGCUGCAUCAGGAUGUGGAUUUGGUGUGUAUCAAUCUACCUCCACCUUUAACGCGGCAGAUCGCUGUCAAAACAUUAGGUAUCGGUAAGAAUGUGAUCUGCGAUCGCACCGCCACCCCUCUGGAUGCCUUCCGCAUGAUGUCGGCCGCCCAGUACUACCCCAAACUACUGAGCAUCAUGGGUAACGUGCUGCGCUUCCUGCCCGCCUUCGUACGGAUGAAGGAGCUAGUGGAGGAGGGCUACGUGGGGGAGCUGCUGGUCUGCGAGGCCCAGGUCCACAGCAGCAGCCUGCUGGGUAAGAAGUACAACUGGAGCUGUGACGACUUGAUGGGCGGUGGGGGGCUGCACUCGGUGGGUACCUACAUCAUCGACCUGCUCUCCUUCCUGACAGGCCAGCGGGCGGCCAAAGUGCACGGCUUCCUCAAGACGUUCGUCAAGCAGACGGCGCACAUCUGUGGCAUCCGCCAGAUCACCAGCGAUGACUUCUGCACCUUCCAGAUGGUGCUGGAGGGCGGCGCCUGCUGCACCGUCACGCUCAACUUCAACAUGCCCGGCGACUUCCGCCAGGAGGUGAUCGUGGUAGGCACGGUGGGCCGGCUGACAGUCAGCGGCACGGACCUGUACGGCCAGAAGAACACCAUGGAUGGAGGGCCAGAGCUACUUCUGAAGGACAGCACCCCUCUGGAGAAGGCCUCCCUACCGGAGAAGGCUUUCAGCGACAUCCCCUCGCCUUACCUGACAGGAACUAUUUGCAUGGUACAGGCGGUGCGGCAGGCCUUCGAGGACCAGGAUGACCGGCGCACAUGGGAUGGAAGGCCGCUGACUAUGGCAGCCACCUUCGAGGACUGCCUGUAUGCACUGUGCGUGGUGGACACCAUUAAGAAGUCCAACCAGUGCGGCGAAUGGCAGAACAUUGAGGUGAUGAAAGAGGAGCCCGAGGUGAGCCCAGCCUACCUGAUCAGCGAGGCCAUGCGGCGCAGCAGGAUGUCACUCUACUGCUAGCACUGGCACCAAAAUGGCCAACUGGUGCUAGAGACUGGGGGUGAGAGAGUGCCCUCAUUGGCUGGCUGUCUGACCAAUAGGGGAUAAGGGUCCUGUUUCGCUUGUCCCCAAAAUUAUGUGAACAGUGAUGAACACUCCUUUAUCUCUUUGUCCUCUUUCCUGGAUGAAUAAGCCUCACACUGUGGGUCUGAGAAAGGGAAACCGUUUCUAUGGAUGCUAGACUCGGGUCAACAGAGGGGUUUUAUUGUACCUCUAGAGAGGUGAAUGUUUAAACCACAGGGGGCUUGAAUGGUUCAGUCCCUGUCUCAGUGUAUGUGUGCUGUGUAUGAGUGUGAAACCAGAGUGCAAAAAACCACCAGAAAAAUCUAUAGUUUGGCUGGUAGGGCUUUUAGUGAAGUCCCCCCCCCUCUGGUAAAGUGUGCAAUAAAUCCUGCCAGAGCUGCAGGCUCGUGGAAUUAUGUCAUCCUGCCUGAAUCAAGGGAAUACCCUUUUUGCCUGCUUCUCGUUUUUGUAGUAACGUCCUUAUGCAAUAGACAGACACAAUCUGUGGAUGGCGACUCAAUCCCGUGCUAUGCUGUGAGUAAAGCCAAGUGUUUUUUCUAUCUCAAGGUCAUUUCCCGCUGCUUAGCUAGCCAGCUAGGUUAGCAUUUGCAUGCGCUAAAGCUUCUUACACAAUAGCGACAAUGUAGGGUAGAACGAUCAGUACUAACCGCUGGGUUGGAUGGGAUACUAGCAUGCGUCAAGCCUCCAGAUAAACACCCUUUAAGACUCCCACUAGGAACACUCUGCUUGGCUACUAGUUAGUGUGAAUAUGUAACAUAGUGCUACUAACUGAAGAAUGUGGGUUAAUUAUUUAUUUUUUUGUUGAGAGAAGACAACCGAUGGUCAUGUACUCAUCACUAUCCACACAGGUUACAGGAGAGAAUGGUAGUGGCACAUAUUGACCUUCAAGCCAACACGUUGUAUUUUAUUCAAGCGCUAUCUUAUUGUUUUCCCAAUGUUGAUUAUCCUACGUCACCGUCUGCAUAAGCCUACAUGUCUAUAGUCUUGUAUAAAACAAAAAGUGAAUUGUUUAAAAUUAGUCAUGAUAUAAAUGUACUGUUUUGUAUUUUAUUUGUUUUUAAACUGUGGUGCAAAAAAGACUGGAACAUGUUUUGAUGAACGCGCUGUUCAGUAUAAAAGUAUUCAUUUUUAGUUUUGGACUGAUCCGUACGGGGAGUGUCUAGUUAGUGGGAGACAGGUGAGGUGAGAGAGGCCUUUGAGCGUUCAGCUCCUACGUGCGUUGGUCCUGUCUGUGGGAUCUCUGAAGAAAAUGACUACUGGAAAACUAUUUUGGUUGGAGUAUAGAAACCUUUUUGAAACAUGUGGUCCUCAUUUGCAUUCAAUUUUGAUAGGUGCAGACAUUUUUCAAAAAUUCUAUCAACUUCCCUUAGGGCUCAACAAGCACGCUUUGUUAGGGCUCAACAAGCGGGCUCAACAAGCACGCUUUGUUAGGGCUCAACAAGCACGCACUGUUAGGGCUCAACAAGCACGCGCUGUUAGGGUUCAACAAGCACGCUUUGUAGCUAUUCAACAGUUAUCAUCUGUCCAGUCAGUCACCCAUUGGGGGCACACUGGUUGAAUCAACGUUGUUUCCACAUCAUUUCAAUUAAAUUACGUUGAACCAACAUUGAAUUGACAUCUGUGCCAAGUGGGAUGCCUUCACCUAUUCAAUGAAACCUGAAACUGGAAUAUUGAUUUAGAAUUUUGGUCGAAGUUCUCAGUUCUGGACAUUCCAGGGCCUAUAUUCACAGGGUGUCUCAGAGUACGAGUGCUGAUCUAGGAUCAGGUCCUCCCUGUCUUAUUCGUUAUGAUCUGAAAGGUAAAACUGAUCCUAGAUGCAUUGUGAAUACGGGCUUUGGUCUCAUAAAGAGUUGCAGCAUUUAGUGUAAGAAUCCUUGUUACAUGUUGGCCUUUCCGAUCGUCAGUAAGCGAGAAGAAGAGAUUCAAGAUCCAAAGAUCAUGUCUUGGUAUUAUGUACUUGACCAUCCUAAUUCUUUAUCCAAUUCUCAGUUAGUCCCCUCUGUUCCUAAGCCGGGUCUAUGGCCUUGUUCCAAACCAUGCACCUCUAAAGCUGCACCCAGAGAGGAAGUCUGUGAGGAUUCCCUUUUGAGGCCUUAUAGGAAGGAGGUGUUAGGACCUAUGGUAUAGUCCCCAGUCUUCCAGUCCAGGAUGGAGCCCAAUAGCUUUCCUAGAUGAAAUCAAACCCUAAGUAAACCCUUGAACUUGACCGUGAAGAUCGCCUUCGCGUCACAUUAAACGUGACGUGUUAGCGCUAAAUCAGACAUUUUAUCAGGUAGAAUCGAUGAAGGACAGAAAGGAUCCAAGUAGAGUCCGGUUUAGCGGUUUGAUCUGGCACACCAGCGUGUUUAGCCGUAAGCCUACGUCUUGACGAGGCGCUCUAGAUGCCAUUUCCUUCAACAUUUUUAGGCCAGUUGAUGAAAAUUGAGUUUGGGUAUUUAACUGGUUGAAUAUUUAAUGUGUGAAAUUAGAAAUUAAUGUUGUGGAAGAUUUCAUGCAUUUGGUGUCCUCUGACUAAUUUGUACAUUUUAAUUUAAUGUCUUCAUGCCAUUUAUUAUUUUUCUUUUUUGCUUUUUAUAAAGUGAACGUUUCAGGUCACAGCCAAUGUUGGUUAAGUUCUAUGAUAAAAUGGACAACUGCUGUACCACCAUCAAACUGCAACAACUGAGAUUUGAAUAUUGUAGUGUGUGUGUCUAUCGCUGUACCUGAAGGUGUUACCCUUAGAGCACUGUAGAUGCUCCUUUGACUGUACGCCCCUUUCUCUGCGGGACUGUGGUAUGAAAACAAAAUCAUAUUGCCAAUUCCUUAUUGUCAUUGCCUGUGGCUUUUUAGGGUGCAUCCUCUUGGCUUAAAAAAAAGACAUGGAAAAAGAAAGUGUAAACAUGGGGGAUGUUACAGUUCAAUAUGUUAAGUUUGUUCUGCUCUGUUUGCUGAAAUGUGAAUAUUUUAGAUCUUCUCCGUGCUGUGCCAACAUUUACAAACAACUUAAGGAGAUUGGGCGUUCCUGAUUUAAUAUAGAUAGUAGUCCAGCUCAGUGUGAUUUAGAUUAGAUAGAUUUUGGGAAACAAAGACCUUAAAAUGUGCUUUGGAUACAUGACCCUCCCCCUCCCUGCCUUUGGUACCCUAAGGGGGGGGUCACUCUGUUUAUAAUGAGAAGCAACCUCAAAGGUGGUUCUUGUACACCCUCAGUUUGUCACCUAGCAACUGUGGCAGCCACUGUGCCAACACUUGGUCAUCUUGGAUUUCUUUCCACUUUCUCUCAUUCUCUCUUACCCUCUCUCUCUCUCUCUCUCCCUCCUCGUUCUAUCCCUCCUCGUUCUCUCCCUCCUUGUUCUCUCUCUCCUCGUUCUCUCUCUCUCCUCUCUCUCUCUUACCCCCUCUCUCUCUCUCCCUCCUCGUUCUCUCUCCUCUCUCUCUCUCCCGCCUUGUUUUCUCUCUCUCUCCUGCUCGCUCUCAGCCUGAAGGACAAAUUGACUUGGUGCUUCUGCAGACCCCUGAUAGCUUAUUCAUUAAGCUCACCAUUCACUCACAAUUUAUUAGAUUUUUUUGGUCUUUUAAACUGUAAGAUGAAAUAUGAUAUUGAUAGAUUUCCUCCACAUUCCUCUUACCAUACAGUGGCCCCUUUUCAUUAUGGCACAGAUGAAGCAACCACCGGUCAAGGAAGCUUACAUUGAGCCUGCUUAUUUUGAUGAAAAUAUAAUAAUUGUUGUUGAUUUAUUAUGAUGGUCAUUUUAGAUUUUAAGUCCAAUGUCAAUGAUGUCAGUAGACUAGAGUCAGAAUAGCUGUUUGUUGGAUGACUGUUGACCCUUCACACUGGGAAACGCUGAACCCUACUCCUUGCCCUAGUGUCUGUUUCUCUGACUACAGGCUGGAGUGGCAGUUAUUUGGCCCAAUAGUCCCAGACUCCCGGCACCUUCGUUUUCCUGGCUCAGGUCAGAGGUAGUGACUGCUGAAAAGGGCAACACACACACACACACACACACACACACACACACACACACACACACACACACACACACACAGGAACUCUCCCUCAACAGGUUUGUAAGUGCUGGUACAGUUAAUAUAAUUGCUGAAGGUAAUGUCCAUCUUGAUGCUGUAUUGACAUUUGUUGACUGUUUAUUGUACUGUAUGUAUAUCGUGGAUGCAUGGACCUUUUGGUAUAUAUUGAACCAACAGGCUCAUAUUGAUCAGUCUUAAACUAGAGAAUGUAUUGUAGGAAUAUAUUUAUCUAUUUUCUAUAUAUCAGAAAAUGACAGUUGUGGUUUGGGAGUUGGGUUGAUGGUGAGGGAGGGAGGGUGUCAGUAAUAUCUGUCCUCUUAGUUUGCUGUAUAUGGAAAGGCUGUGAAUGGAGUCCCCCUUAAUUCCUUAGCCUGGCUCUGUGUCAGUGUUCUACUGUUUGAUCUCUCCGCUCCAGUACUUUGCACUGCUAUUGUGUGUAUGUGUGUGUGUUACUAGUAAGAGAAAGUGUGUGUGUGUGCGUGUUGCUUGGGGGAAAUGUCUUGUUCUGACCCCAUCAUCCUGGUGUUCAACAAAAUGGUUUACCGCUUCAGAACUUGUCCGAUGCUGCAGUUUCUAAGGAUUAAAAAAAAUAAUACCAACCUAAA
Messenger RNA from Salmo salar (Atlantic salmon), 6153 nucleotides. Lineage: Eukaryota; Metazoa; Chordata; Actinopteri; Salmoniformes; Salmonidae. The record is from RefSeq and is a predicted model, not a curated record.